AUGCAGCAGGCUCUAGAAAGAGCUUUGGAUCGUGCGGAGUAUGUCAUUGCAAGUGCCCAACAGAGACCUCCGGAAAGGAAAUACCCAUCUAAUGGGGAGAAGUCUCUCUAUGAAAAACUUUAUGACAUUUAUGUUGAAGAAUGUGAAAAGGAGCCUGAGGUUACGGAGGAAUUAAGAAGCAAUGUGAACCUGUUAGAGAAGCUUCUUAGGAGAGAGUCGUUGCCGUGUUUGGUGGUCAACCUGUACCCAGGAAAAGAGGGCUAUUCGCUGAUGCUCAAGGGGGAACAUGGAUCGUCUGCAGAGACCAUUCGACUGCCCUAUGAAGAAGGGCAAUUGCUCGAAUACUUGGAUGCAGAAGAAUUACCUCCUGUUUUGGUGGAUUUCCUGGAAAAGUCUCAGGUUAACGUUUUUCGUCGUGGGUGUGUCAUAGCAGAAAUACGGGACUACAGGCAGUCCAGCGGCCGGGAACCUCCCCAUUACCAAAGCAGGCAUAUUCUCCUACGUCCCACGAUGCAGACUUUAGCCUGCGAUGUAGAGGCCAUAGCCAGCGAUAAUCAGAAUUGGACCCAGGAGGACAAACUUUUGCUUGAGAGCCAACUGAUCUUAGCUACAGCUGAACCACUGUGUCUAGACCCUUCUAUAUCAGUGGUCUGCACUGAAAACAGACUGCUCUAUAACAAACAAAAGCUGAACACUCUUCCCAUGAAAAGGAACUUCAAGAGGCAUUCUAUGGCCUCUCUGAAUCGGCAGCAGGAGCUGUCUCGUCCACCUCCUCCUGAGCUAAGAGCCCUGACUUCCUGCAAAAGAAUAAGAGAAAGUAAAACAGGUGGGAAUCCCGGCCUCAAAACUUUUAAAGCAGGAAGUUGUGUAGAUACGUGGAAACAGAGACCCUGUGACUUGGCCGUACCUUCUCAAGUGGACGUGGAGAAAUAUGCUAAAGGGAAAAAGUCUGUCGGAUACGAUGAUUCACAACCAACAGUCUGGCCCGUGCAUGAGGUACAAGGUGGUCUUGCAUUUGGAUGUGAGGCUGGCUACCAGUCCCAGGCAACAAGGCUGACCGUCAGGCAGCUGACUGAUAAUUCACUUGCCUCUGGAAAAGGGUCCGGUAAAGAAGCCACGUGGGAGAGACAGCUGUCUCCCCCCCGCCCCUCCGCAGAUGGCCAUCCCUGCAGUUUCCUGCCCAGGCCAAAGACUGAUGCUGGGAGAGUGGUCAGUCGGCCCGAGGAGUCGGUCCAGAAGAGCACCCAGUGUCCAGUGCAGAUGUCACACAGCUCCAGUGGCUCCGCCGGUCUCGGGCAACCUUCUCCAGGGAAAGAACCAGAACAGCCUAAGACUGGGUGGGUUCAGUCUUCAGUGCCCGGCAGAGGAGCCAAACAUCCAGCUCCACCCAUGAGACUUCCUGGGCGCUCGCGAAGGAGCUCCUGGGGUGACAGCCUCACUUCACAGCAGGCAGGGAGCUCUCAGCCAUGUCCAUCUCCUGGCCCUGCUCCUAAGCCACCAGGUCUUUCCCAGAAAUCCUCUGUGGAGCUGAGCCCGUUUAGCACGCUUCCUGCCACCGCCCUGUCCACUGCGGGCUCAUCACGGACGACCCCGGAUGCCCGGGUCACGGUCAUGUCCGUUGGCGUGGAG
Balaenoptera ricei (Rice's whale) is the source of this 1629-nucleotide messenger RNA. Its product is annotated as transcription factor SPT20 homolog. The transcript has a single exon. The record is from RefSeq and is a predicted model, not a curated record. Gene Ontology annotation, cellular component: SAGA complex. NCBI's taxonomy places the organism in Eukaryota, Metazoa, Chordata, Mammalia, Artiodactyla, Balaenopteridae. Gene Ontology annotation, biological process: regulation of transcription by RNA polymerase II. Gene Ontology annotation, molecular function: transcription coregulator activity. The annotation marks the transcript as partial.